GAUGAGGGACUGGAAGUAUUCAAACCAACUGUUUCUCUCUGCAAGUUUUCCCGGGAGGGAAAAUAACUAACUAUUGAUCCAACUGUUUACAAUCUCCGGGAAUUUCUCUCAACUGGGAUUCCUGAGCCUGGACUGUGUCCGACUCUCGGCGAUCAGUCUCUGAUAGAUUUCGCUGGCGUUAGCUGUAUCUGAAUCCGUCCCGAACAUUGCGCUGACAAUUUAUGCCUCUUUGCCUUCCCUCCCCCCGCCUCCCGUUUAAUUUCACCUUCGAGCAGCCCCGGGGAUGCUGGUCAGUUUCACCAGGCUGAAACGGAGCCAAGGUGUUCCAGGCUUCCCUUCCAAGGGCAGGAGGAAAGGGUGGAAACUUUUCUGAAAUCCUCGGCCUGAGGACUCUCGGUGUAUUUCGCUUCCUGGGUCCCGCAGACUGAGCUCAACAGAAUUUAGUCAACUCUUCCUGUGUCCCUCUUUACCACGUUGCUCUUGUCUUGCGAGGGGAGAUUUGGGGGUGGGUGGAGUGGGAUGAAAGACUGAGUCUUGGACGAGUUGAAGAAACCAGAUUCCAAUAAUCACUGCCCCCACCCAAACAAAAACCCAAUUCGCCAACAAAAACACUCGGCAAACACCUCCGGACCAAUUCACCAGAAAUCUGGGACUGCAACACGCUCACAACAACUUGUCAUUUUCUGGCAGUCAGCUUUGCUACAGUCUUUCCGAAAGCAAAUCGCAAAAAGCCAUGAACGGUGGAGAAUACUUUCCGAUGAUCCUAGCCCUUGCUCUGCUGUCACCAACGUAUCCCUCGCCUGUCUGGAAUGCUGGAUCGGAAAGUGAAGCGUGCCCUGACAAUCAUGUGAUCACCCUGGAGUAUCAGUGCUGGAAGGCUACUGGCGAAAUGUCCACGUGUUUACGGAAGAAAUGUUGCAAGGGUUACAGAUUUGUCCUUGGUCAAUGCAUUCCUGAAGUAAGCAUUGCACCAUUUCAUCUCAUUCAAGGUCCACCAGGAAAUCCAGGCCCAAAAGGCAGCAUUGGACCUAUGGGGCCUCCAGGAGCAUCUGGUGCACAUGGACCCAGAGGUGACAUGGGCCCCAUGGGUCCCAUCCCUGAUCUAUCCCACUUUAAGAGGGGAAGGCGAGGUCCAGUGGGUGCACCUGGAACACCAGGAAAGAAUGGAUUGAAGGGCGAAAGAGGUCACCCAGGACCACGUGGACAACCAGGACCUCCUGGAUCAUUUGACUUCCUCUUACUGAUGAUGGCUGACAUCAGGCAUGAUAUAGUCGAACUGCAGGAGCAGGUAUUUGGUGAGCGACGAGGUAUUACCCUCGACACUCUGCCCCUGGAUGCACAAGAGACAGGAUCUGGGCAAGAGAAGGCAUUCCCUAUACAGCCGGGCAGUCACAGCAGGUGACCAGACUACCCGAGAACGUUAAACAACACUUCAUCUGCUGUACAUGUGUCUCAAUCUCAUUAUACUUGUAUGUGAAUUAGUCAGAUCACAUCAGUAUUCUUAUAUUGCGCCACAAGCUACUUCUAUAAAGAGAUGUACGUACAGUGCUUGGUCAAUGUUUCUUUGCGCCAAAGUUGGCCAGAUCAAUUCUGUUUAUCAUAUCCUAAUCCACACACCACCUCAUUCCUCAUCCUCCAUUUGCUAACCCCAAUGUAUCAAGUUCACUAUUUUUAUUUUAAUUCUUUCAUGGAAUGUAGGCAUUGCUGGCAAAGCCAUCAUUUAUUGCCCAUCCUUAACUGACAUUGACCAUAAGAUGUAGAACCACAUAGUAGGCUAUUCAGCCCAUUAAGUCUGCUGCACCGUUCAAUGAGAUCAUGCUGACUGAUAUUCCCUAACUCUAUUUUCUUGCCCUUUCCCUAUAACCUUGACUCUCUUACUGUUUAAAAAUCUAUUGAUCUCAGCCUUCAACAUGCUUAAUGACACAGCCUCACUAGCUCUCUUCAUUAAAUAACACCACAGGCUCACUACCCACUUAGAAACAAAAGUUCUCCCAUCUUAAAUGGGUGACCCCUUACUUUGAUAUUAUGCUUAUGUUCCUAGACUCUCCCAGAAAGGGACACAAUGCCUUAGCACCCACCCUGCCAAGUUUCAUACAUGUUUCAAUGAGGUCGCCUCUCAUUCUCCUAAACUCCAAUGAUUACAGGCCCAAUCUAUGCAACCUCUCCUCAUAAAAAAUUUCCCUCCAUACCUGGGAUCAAUCUAACAAGUCUUCUUGAGACUGUAUCCAAUGCCAGACUAUCUUUCCUUGCAAAAGGGGACCAAAACCGUUCACAGUAUUCCAGCUGUGCUCUGACUACUGCCUUGCAAGACCAGCAAGACCAUCUCAUUUCUACAUUCCAUUCCCUUUGAAAUAAAGGCCAACAUUCCAACUGCCUUCCCCGUUACCCGUUGAGCUUUAUGCGAUUCUCAAAUGUCUCUGUACUGCAGAUUUUAGCAAUCUUUCUCAUUUAAAUCAUAUUCAGCUCCUUUAUUCUUUGUGCCAAAGUGCAUAACAUCACCUUUUCCAACAUUAUAUUCUUUGUACCAUGUUUUUACCAACUCUCUUAACUUUUCUAUAUCCUUCUACAGACUCUAUGCAUAACCCUCACUAGUUGCCUUCCCAACUAUUUCUGUGUCAUCAGCCAACUUAGCAAUAAUGCAUUCACUUACAUUAUCCAAGUCAUUAACACCCAUUGUAAAUAAUUGUGGCCCCAGCACUGAUUCCUAUGGCACUCUGCUAGUAACAAGGUUGCCAUCAUAGAAUCUUUCCUCUCUGGGAUGUAUCUUUGUAGAGAGCCCUGAACUAUUGUCUUAAAUGCCUGCCACUGUUCUUCAGCUAGCAUUUCUGCUAAAUUCUUUUUCCAGUCCUCUCCAGCCAACUCUGCCCUCAUUCCAUAGUAAUUACUCUUACUUAACACAGAUGUUUCCAACCCAAGUUUUUCACUCUCAAACUGAAGGCUAAAUUUUACCAUGGUAUAGUCGCUGUUUCCUAGGAAAUAUUGUUCCAGAAAACUAUCCCAACUACACUCUAUGCAUUCUUCCUUCUGGCUACCUCUCAGUUUGAUUUUCCCAAACUACAUGAAGAUGAAAUAAUUAAUACAUUGCCUUUUUCCAUGCACUUGUUAUCAUUUGAUUUAUUCUUUGUCCUACAGUACAGCUACCAUAAGGGGGUUUAUAAACCCCUACCCAUGCAUUUCAGAAGACCUUUAUCCUGGGAUCAUUCUUGUAAACCUCCUCUGGACCCCUUCCAAAGCCAACACAUCCUUCUUUAGAUACAGAGCCCAAAACUGCUCACAAUAUUCAAAAUGCAGUCUGACCACACCCUCAACAGUACGUCCCUGCUCUUGUAUUCUUCACCUCUCGAAAUGAGUGCUAGCAUUACACUUGCCUUCCCAACUGCCAACUGAAGCUGCAUGUUUAUUUUAAGAGAAUGCUGAACUAUGACUCCUAAGUCUCUUUGUGCUUCAGAUUUCCAAAGCCUUUUCCCUGUUUAGAAACUAGUCUAUGCCUCUAUUCUUCCUACGCAAAUGCAUGACCUCACACACUCCCACACUGUACUCAGUCUGUCACUUCUUUGGCCACUUUCCAAGCCUGUCCAAGUUCUUCUGCAGCCUCCUUGCUUCCUCAACACUACUUGUCCCUCCAAAUAUCUUUGUGUCAUCUGCAAACUUAGCAACAAUGCCCUUAGUU
This is a messenger RNA of Rhincodon typus (whale shark), 3670 nucleotides long. RefSeq names its product collagen and calcium-binding EGF domain-containing protein 1-like. Bases 734 to 1402 code for a protein of 222 amino acids. The record is from RefSeq and is a predicted model, not a curated record. NCBI's taxonomy places the organism in Eukaryota, Metazoa, Chordata, Chondrichthyes, Orectolobiformes, Rhincodontidae. The transcript has 7 exons.